Molecule: messenger RNA, 1827 nt
Organism: Vigna umbellata (rice bean)
Lineage: Eukaryota; Viridiplantae; Streptophyta; Magnoliopsida; Fabales; Fabaceae
Product: AT-hook motif nuclear-localized protein 6-like
Molecular function (GO): minor groove of adenine-thymine-rich DNA binding
Source: RefSeq, a predicted model, not a curated record
AAACCCUAAAUUCACAUACCACUCCGGAGAAUUUAUGAACCGGAGUUUGUAUUUUUCUCUGUAAUUCUAGAUUUUUUUUUCUGAAUAUUUUCUGUUCAUUUCCAAGCUUUCUGUGUUCUACGCAAUGGUGCAGAUUUGAGCUUACAGCACUGCGAUUUUCUCGGAGGCCAAGCUCAAACUGCUCCAAUUUCGUUUCUGGGAUUGUUUUCGCCAUUUCAUACAGCAAUUUUUUUGUGCCUUAAAGUUUUCUGUGAGAUUGUAAAUUUCCCGUUACCCAAAUCUGAUUUCUCUUAAAUAAGUUAGCAUUUACCCCCUUUGAGAAUUUCAUUUUUUUUUUUGUGAUUUUUUGGCUGAUUGGGCGUGGAAGAGUUUGAAUCUUCAAUGGUCAGGGUUUAAGUAAAGUUUUAAGGUUUUUAGGUGUCUUGGUUUUUCUCUGAUUUGCAUAAAAAUGGAGGGAAGAGAGAGUUUUGGUGUUGUGGUGGGUGAUGAAGCCCCCGAGAGCUUCCAUGUUGCUCCUAGAAUAAUUGAGAACAACUUGGACUUUUCAAGGGCCAUCGUGCCUGCGCCGUCGACGGAGGGUAAAAAGAAGAGAGGGAGACCGAGGAAGUAUGGGCCGGACGGGAAGGUGGCUGUGGGGGCGGUGACGGCGCUUUCGCCGAUGCCGAUUUCAUCGUCGAUUCCGUUGACCGGCGAGUUCUCCGCUUGGAAGAGGGGUAGAGGAAGGCCUGUUGAAUCUAUCAAAAAGUCAUCGUUCAAGUUUGAGGUUGAAAGCCCUGUUCAAGGUGAUGGAAUAUCAUACUCCGUUGGUGCCAAUUUCACACCACAUGUUCUCACAGUAAAUUCUGGCGAGGAUGUCACUAUGAAAAUCAUGUCCUUCUCACAACAAGGAUCACGUGCUAUAUGCAUUCUCUCUGCAACUGGGACAAUUUCAAAUGUUACACUUCGUCAACCAUCUUCUUGUGGAGGUACUUUAACAUAUGAGGGACGGUUUGAAAUUCUUUCCUUGUCUGGUUCCUUUAUGCCAACUGAGAAUGGAGUUACAAGAAGCAGAUCUGGUGGCAUGAGUGUCUCUUUGGCCGGUCCAGAUGGUAGAGUAAUGGGGGGUGGGCUUGCUGGUUUGCUGGUAGCCGCUGGUCCAGUUCAGGUUGUUGUUGGCAGUUUUCUUCCUGGUCACCAGUUGGAGCAUAAAAACAAGAAGCAAAGGGUGGAGCAUAUAUCAACUAUUACCCCUUCUCCUGUUAAUAUCAUCUCUAGUGAGGAACUAAAAGUCAGUUUCGGUGGAGUAAAGCCUAUUAUGACACCUGCUGCUUUUCAAGAAGAGAAUAUUGUUUCUUUUAACAAUGGUCAAGACUCUAGGAACUCAGCUCCUGAUGAUAGAGAUCCUUUACCCGACAAGGAGUCUAAUAUAAGCCAAUCAAACGCUGAGGCUGCAUGCUAAACAUUCCCUGUGAAUUAUUUGAUAUCAUGCAGAGUCAACUCUUUUAGGCUCCUCACUCAUGCUUGACUGACUGCUGACAGUUAACUUACAAGACAACUCUGAUGGUCAGAUGGGUGUCACGCGAUGGUUUUGACUCAAAAGUUGCACUCUUUUGUAUUAGGUGUUAGUUGGCAAAUCUGUUUGUUAGGUUUCCACUUGUCAUUUCUCCAGAUGUAUCUUUAGUAUUGUUUACUCAUUGGUGUAGCAAUUAGAUAUAGGGUAUAUGUUGUGCCAUUUCCCCCCUUAUUUAUAUUCUAUAUGGAUGUUAAAAAUGUGAGUGGAUGAGUGUUUCUGAACUGUAACUCUAUUAUUUGUUGUGAAAGAAAUUGCAUAUCAACUUCCUAGGCUUA